Messenger RNA from Phasianus colchicus (ring-necked pheasant), 8024 nucleotides. RefSeq names its product nuclear VCP like (gene NVL). Gene Ontology annotation, biological process: ribosome biogenesis. Gene Ontology annotation, molecular function: ATP hydrolysis activity; ATP binding; RNA binding. Lineage: Eukaryota; Metazoa; Chordata; Aves; Galliformes; Phasianidae. Gene Ontology annotation, cellular component: nucleus. The record is from RefSeq and is a predicted model, not a curated record.
GCCGGGAACGGGAGUCCAGCCGGCCGCGGGGCGGGCACGCGCGGCGGCGGCGAUGCGGAGCCGGCCGGGCUCCUUCGUGGACCUGCGGCUGAAGCAGCGCGUGAAGCAGUACCUAUCAAGCAGCAAGUGCGGCGAUUAUGUGGACAUCGGGAUCCUGGCCUCUGAUCUGCAGAAAACCUACAGUACUGAAUAUGGACGAAGAAAACGAAAUGCUUUUAGAAUACAAGUUGCAAAAGUGUUUGGAAUAAUCAGCAAUGAAAAAAAAAAAGAAGAUUUAACAGCUUUAGAAGCUGAACAUUUGGCAAAAAGAGCAAGGCAUGAACACAAGAGAAAUGAGACUACAGGAAGUUCCACAGAGGACUCUGAAGAUGAUGAUUAUCCAGAAGAUUUAUCUACAAAUCAUAUGAACAGUUCCCUGAUGACCUUAUACAAGAAAGGAAAUCCUGAUUCUGUUCCAGCCACUCCAAAAAAUGAAUCAAUGGAAACCUCCACUCCUGUGCAAACAGCACCUCAAACAAGCACCCUUUCACCAGCAUCUCAGGUUGAAACACGCAUCUCUAAAGGUGGCUGGUUCAUCGAUAAGACUCCAAGUGGGAAAGAAUUUUUCAUUGAUCUUUCUGAAGAUGGAGAAGGAGAUGAGAAGAAAGUGAUUUCUGAGAAAUCAACAGAAUUUUCUGUCUUGGAAAGUGAAAAAAAGAAGACAAAGGGUAAAAGAGCAAAAAGGAAAAAAGAAGAAUUUCCAGAUGUAGAUAAAGAAAUUGAAUCCAUCUUACUUAAAGGGAAAGGUAAAAGUAAGGGACCAGAGCUUUACCACCCAUCAGUGAAGUUUGAGGAUGUUGGAGGCAACGAUGAAACUUUGAAGGAAAUAUGCAAAAUGCUGAUUCAUGUUCGUCAUCCUGAAGUCUAUCUCCACUUGGGUGUGGUUCCACCUCGUGGUUUUCUUCUACAUGGACCACCAGGAUGUGGAAAGACACUACUUGCACAGGCAAUUGCUGGAGAACUUGAGCUCCCAAUGCUGAAAGUGGCAGCAACAGAGAUGGUGUCUGGAGUGUCGGGAGAAUCUGAGCAGAAACUGAGAGAAUUAUUUGAUCAGGCCAUGCUCAAUGCACCAUGUGUCCUUUUCAUUGAUGAGAUUGAUGCAAUCACCCCAAAAAGAGAAGUUGCUUCAAAGGACAUGGAGCGGAGAAUUGUGGCCCAGCUCCUAACUUGUUUGGAUGACUUGAAUAACGUGGCUGCCACUGCCCAGGUUCUUGUUAUUGGAGCAACUAACAGACCUGACUCACUGGACCCUGCAUUGAGGCGAGCUGGGAGAUUCGAUAGAGAAAUUUGUUUAGGGAUACCUGAUGAAGCAGCAAGAGAAAAAAUUCUUCAGACACUGUGUCGAAAACUUAAGCUUCCUGAGUCCUUUGACUUUCUUCAUUUAGCACAUCUGACUCCAGGUUAUGUGGGUGCUGACCUGAUGGCACUUUGUCGUGAGGCAGCUAUGUGCACAGUGAACAGGGUCCUGAUAAAAUCUGAGAAGCAGCAAAGGAAAUAUGCACAGGCUGGAGAAAACACAGCUGAAGAAAGCGUGGGAAUAGAAACAGAGAGCCUGGUGAGAGAGAACACCAAACAGCUUCCUUCUAAGGAAGAAUUACAGAGCCUUUUAGAUUUGCUGAAGAAGCCAGACCCCUUGCCUGAGGAACAGCUGCAGAAGCUGUGCAUUGAGAUGAAUGAUUUUAUUGUUGCACUGUCAUCAGUGCAACCCUCUGCCAAGAGAGAAGGCUUUGUCACAAUUCCUGAUGUGACAUGGGCAGAUAUUGGAGCCCUGGAGGAUGUUCGGGAGGAGCUGACCAUGGCAAUAUUGGCACCUGUGCGGAACCCAGAGCAGUUUAAAGCUCUGGGCCUGACUACUCCAGCUGGUGUUCUGCUUGCAGGGCCUCCUGGGUGUGGCAAAACACUAUUGGCUAAGGCUGUGGCAAAUGAAUCUGGGCUGAACUUCAUAUCUGUGAAAGGUCCUGAACUGCUAAACAUGUAUGUUGGUGAAAGCGAACGUGCUGUACGUCAGGUAUUCCAGCGUGCCAGGAAUUCAGCUCCUUGUGUUAUAUUUUUUGAUGAAGUUGAUGCUUUGUGCCCUCGGAGGUCUGACCGUGAAUCAGGAGCCAGUGUUCGAGUAGUGAACCAGUUACUCACAGAGAUGGAUGGGCUGGAGAAUCGCCAGCAGGUUUUCAUUAUGGCUGCCACAAACAGGCCAGAUAUAAUUGACCCAGCUAUCCUGCGUCCUGGUAGACUGGAUAAAACACUCUAUGUGGGAUUGCCACCUCCUGAAGAUCGACUUGCUAUUUUAAAGACAAUCACCAAGGAUGGCACCCGGCCUCCACUAGGUACAGACGUAAACCUUGAAGAAAUUGCUUACAGUCAACAAUGUGAUUGUUAUACAGGUGCAGACCUUUCUGCUUUAGUGCGUGAGGCUUCAAUUUGUGCGCUGAGACAGGAAAUGGCCCUGCCGAAUACUGAAAGCAAGAAAGGAGAAAUCAAGAUUUCCCAUAAACACUUUGAAGAAGCUUUUAGAAAAGUGAAAUCUUCAGUAUCAAAAAAGGAUCAAAUAAUGUAUGAAGAACUGCGUCAAUCACUGUGCAGGUGAUACAUUCUCUCCUAGGAAAGACUUACUCUGCAGAGAAUUUUAUAACCCUGUGCCAGAUUUCAAGAUACAGGUUGGAAAGAAGCUGUACCCCAUCUCUCUGAACUUGUUGUCAUGCACCUGAAAAAAAGGUUAUUGUAAUCUACUGUUGUAAACAGUCCUUAAACUAUUUGUAGAAUAGAAGAUGCAAUAUACAUUUUCUACUCAUCACAUUUACAGUUUAAAAAUAAAUGCUUUUAGUGCUAAAGAUCUGAGUCCAUUCUGAUUAAGGACACCAAACAUUAAUGCAGAAAUCCCUCAGAAGCAGACAGGCUUCUUCCACAUUUCUACUAUUCAGAGGUAUCUUCAAAUAUUAAAACACUUAUGUUUUCAAGAACAAGGAUUCUGGAGGAAUUACAUGGAGAAGAGAGUUGUGAAAGGAGACUGGAGAUAUAGUGCAGUGUGUAACUCUAUUAAUCAUGCUGUUUGGAAAUAGUGAUACACUGAUUGUGCCAGCACAGCUACUCAGAGUUUGACAAUCUUUUUCCACCUUAUGAAAAUGAGCUAUCUAGAGAUAGCUUAAAAGUUACCCUGGAAAUCUUGGAAGUCUCAGAAAUGCUGUGAUGUUAUGAUUAAACUAUUUAAGAAGUACUUCAAAUUAAGUGUUAACAACUGUUAGAAUUGUUAAAAAACUCUGAAAAUUCUUACCAACUUGAAUUUCUUAAUUCAGCAUUCUGAUAUCCUCUAUAAAAUAUUACUGUUGUAAGAAACAGCCAAGGAAGAAACUCAAACUACAUUUUUUACUUUAAGUGAUUAUUAAUUCACAACUGAGAAACAGCCUUAAUCAGCAGAAACACACUUGAAAGAUCUCAUUCUUUUACACGAUGUAAAAGAACUCAUUUUGCUCAAUUUCAUUCUUCCAGCUACCUUAAAGUGCUGCUGGAAAUCCAGUUUGAUGGCAUUUUUCAGUAUGUUCUUGAUCAGAUACUUUCAUUUGUUCUCACAGCUGGGUCUUAAUACAAAGUUGUAUCUUUUGUAACAAGAAAAUUUCAUCUUGGAAAGAUGGCUAUAACAUUCAGCAUCAGUAGACUGGAAGUAUCUAAGUUAAAACACUGAAGUGUUACUGUUACUGGCAGGGCAACUAAUUUCUGACACCUACUUGCCUUCUGAUUUUUACUGCUGUCAUCAAUCUACAAAGUUCCUUAAGGAGGCAACGAAAGUACCCCAGUUGCUACCUAUAAUCAGUCUUACUCUUCCUAAAACAGUCCAACUAUCAGUCAAGCAUCAAAAAAGGAAGUGUUUCUACUAGCAAACUUCACAGAAAGUGUACAAUGAAAUCUGUGUUUAAAGAGCAUGUGCUGAAUCAAACAGCAAUUCUGAAGCUGCAAGCAGUUCUGCUUUUAAGAAUGAUAAUUCUAGCCAUCAUAUUUUUUUUUUUAAACUCACUGGUAACAUGUAUCAAUUUCUAACAAGAAAUAAACUACAUAAAAUUUAGAAGAAAAAUCUGUGAUGCAACUUCAGUGAUACAAUUCAGAAAUACCUGGUGUCCUUUCCUGGAAAAAGGUGUGGCAAACAAGCCACUCUUUCACAACUGAAAAUAACCAUGUGGAUGUUUUCCUUCAUAUAUCCAUAAAAGAAAAUACUGCUAUCAGACUUAAGUAUAGCUAUAGUUAACAAGCUUACAAAGGAGUCAAAUCCUGAAGCCCUGGCAUAUACGUUAAGAAUUCUCUCCUACUCUUCUCUUACCAUGAUACUAUUCCUAUGUGUAUACAUGAAACUACAUGAAACAAGAAAGCAGGGUAGAAAAAAGAUCAAGAAAUACUAAAUAGUAGUAAUAAUUCAUCUUGCUGAAGUAUGUGUAACGUUCAAGGUGUUUGAUGAUCAUUCCUCUUGAAGUGUGACAUUUGAAAAGUAAACUCAGUGCAGGAAGAUUUGAAAUUACCAGAAAAUUUGAAGUUGAAGUUGCUUACCAUGUCUGGGCUACCUGUUUGUCGAAGAACAGGAAAGCAUUCAGCUGUACUCUGCUUGACUGCUCCCACAAGAAAGUAGUAUAGCCACAGUGCUUUUUCUUGUGAGAAGUUCUGCCUAGGCUACAGCAUUCAUCACUGAAAAGCUGUUGAUAAGAGAAAAUGCAAGAUCGCUUGUGCCCAUACAUAAGAAAUAGACAUCACUUCAAGAACAAGCCUGUUCUUACUGCAGAGACCACUACUUUGUUCUGCAUAUGCAGCUGCUUGCUUAAUAGCAGAUGUAUCUAGAGGAAGUUUUCCCUCUAGUCAUCUUAUUUCUGUUGGGACAAGAUCAAGAAAAAGUUUAUCAUGCCAUUCUUCCCUCCCUUUUCCUGAGGCUAGCCACAUAUCUAAAUCACAAUGACUCUCUACCAGGGCAUAUUGUGUGGUAGCUUAAGCAUGCAUAGGGAGUGGAGAUGGUUCAGAGAAGUUUCAACACGAAAUUUGCUGGUGUAGGAUCAAUUGGAAAAUUUUGAACAUUUUUGUCCUUAAGAAGUCUUGUCUGUUACUGCAGGCUUGAUUGAAAUACAGGAUUCAUCAGAGAAUUGCAUGUGUACAGUUACAGAUUGCUAUAAAGGCAUAUCUACAUGGUAGAAAUACCCUGCUUUGUGCAAAGUACAAAAGAAUUUGGUUUUCCCCUAAGAAUUGAAACUCAAGUUACAAAAGAGUGCACUUCCCUAAAGCUGUGUCUUGAAUACCACGCAGUGCCCUUGCCUCCUAUCUGAAACCAACUUUUCUACUUGUCAUCCACCAAAACAGGUAUGGCAGCCUGCAGAUUCAUCCAUAGUACUGGCACUUUAAGCAAAGGAGAAGUGCCAGUGACCAAACAAGUCAAUAGCAUAAGGCCACCUUACUGAUUGUGGAACUUGGUUUUAUAUUGGAAAAUAGAUGAAAGUUCCGCUGCAGCUCUGCACUUCAUCUGGUGUGAGAACAAAGGACAAGGGGGUGGAGACACUGAGCUCAUUAUGUAACACUGCCUGCUAACCUAUUAAAGAUCAUUUCUCAGCAUUUAUAGAUUUUAAUUUAAAGCAUGUGUUGUGUACUUACAAGCUACAUUUAAAGCCUUAACAGAAAAGUUUUAAUAUAGAUACAGAACCAGAAACCAUAACUACUUUUUGACUGACAUAUGGCUCUAAGUAAAAAGUCUUGCUUGGAUCUGAAAGUAUGGAGUCAUGCAGACAGAAGGGUGCAGCUAUUUAACCUGGGAUAAUUUGGCUACUGUCCUGGAACAGACAGGUUCUACAGCAAAACUAGAAUGCCAAAGGCAAAAGGCAUUUUGAAAGAGGAAUAAAUCCACGCCUGUCCUGUGGGAAAACUGCCUUGGAUCAGACUCCAGGAUGCAUUACUUACUCCACUUAAGCAACUUCAAAUAAUCAGGGGCAGGGGAAGGAAGUGUGGAGAACCAUGAACAGCAAUUUACUCUGAAAACUUUGAGUUGCUCAGAAAGCCCUGAGGGGCAUUCAGAGCUCUGUGCUAUUUAACUGCAGCUACAAUACUUGGAUGACAUUUAACAGUUGACCCUUGGUCAGCUGUGUUUUGACAGUUAAACUCCAGGCUGAUUUCACAUAAAGGAAGAGUUUAACUGACAACCUAGUAAGAUGCUUUAGUUACACAGGACAGAAUAAACUCAAACAGCUCAUUAAUUCCAUCUGACUAGAAUUAAAAAUAACUGUCAAGGUCCUUAGUGCUUGUUAGGUUGAGUUCAUCUUCACUGGCUAGUUGAUACUGCCUCCAACUUUCAGGUUAUGCCUUCAACAAUUACACCAAGCUGUUUCUGCCAGAUAUAUUUUAAUAGCAUUAAUGAAGAUUAUUUAAUUCCUUAAACAAUGAGGACACUGUCCAUAUGAAUAAGAAGUUUGUUAAUGUUUGUUAAUGUUUCUUAUUUGUGUUGUACCUUUGGACUGAAAAAAUAAUAGUUAAGAAUAUAUAUACACUACAAAUUCAGUACUCCCAAAUGAUCUUAGUUUCUUCUCAGUUGUUCAGAAGGUUCUUAACUUUCUUUUUAAGAAUGAAGCUAUGCUGCAAUAUAGGUCAGCUCUGAGAUGACCUGCUUCUAGCACAACACCUGCUAAUGAAGUUAGAUGCAGAUAACUCUUAUGCAAUGCAGAGGUUAGAUACCUUAGAAGGGUAGUUACCCAUGCUGGCAAAAAAUCUAACGAGUUCAGAUCCAAACAUUAAGUCUUACUGGCUCAGAUUAACCUAGUACAAGCGUUCCUCAAAUCACAGCUAGAGGUUUCAGGAAGGUUAUGGCAAGCAUAGAUAACUUCCUCAGAUCUCUCCACCAUCCUGCACUUAAAGUGUUUAUAAUUAGACUUGAAAGUAGGCUACUAAGCCUAACAGAAGUUGUUCACCUCUGAUCUCAGUUUUCCUAGAUAAAUAAAGAUAAUCAAUUUAUCCAGUCUUUUAGCGAUAAAACAUUAUAGAGGGACUUCCCAUCCUUCAUUUUGCUAUGGUGAGCCAUCAACACUGAAGAUACUUCAUACCACUAUUCAAUUCCUCACUUGAGCAGACAUACAAGAAGGGGCUUAAAAAUAAACUGUUUUACAAUUUAACUCCAUUCAAAUCUUCCAAACUAAAUUUUCUACGGAGUAAAAAGAAUAGGCAGUAAUUCUCAACAGUUCAUUCCACAACACCACUCAGUAGGAAAGCCCUUCUUGCAGCAACCAUUUGAAUACUAGCUUGAUCUAGAUAUUCAGUGUUAGGGGAUCAGUUAAAAAUUCACCCAAUAUUACUUUAAUCUUUGCUUUUUAAUUACACAUAAAAAUACUGAAUAAGGUAUACUUGGACAUUACACUGUACCCUGAGCAAUAUGCUGGCUAACUAUUACAUCAUUCGCAUCACAAUGAGGUCAUGUUGUAAAAAGUUGGUUGGCACACCUUCAUACCACUUCUGUUACUUAAUCACAGAUAAGGGCCCAGGCUUCUAUAAAAAAAAAAAGCAAAGCUCUAUUAGAAAUACAACUGCAAUCAAGUGAGGGUUAAGAUGUAAGGAUGUAUGCUUCUCAGGUAAAAAAAAUGCAGGCAUUAAAGUCAUCCAAAAAUGAAAUUAUAGCAGACCAGCAUGGAGAGCAGCCUGAGCCUCCCACCUUUAUCAGAUUCCACCUUUUAAAUAAGAACACAUCAUAGAAUCAGCAUUUGAUAUUUGGGAGCAAUUUGUAUCCAUCUUCCACAUCUUAAGACCAUCAGCAAGGCAUUAAAUGAUACAGAAGAAAUACACUGUAUUGAGGUAUAUAAAGGUUCUUUAGAGCUCAGUAAAUCCAUUCUUUGUUCCCACUUUAAAUGCUUCAAGUAAUUCAAUAGCAUCACCUGUGCUCUCACCACAUUUUAUUAUGUAAUUAAGACCAGUGUUUAUGUAGGGAAGGUUUAAAAAAAAAUAGGAAGAACAUUUAGCAACAGCUUUCUGCACACAUAAAGGACUAA